AUGGGGAAGUGGACCAUGCCAGCCGGGAGGGACAGGGUCCAGGUCCCUGUGGGGGCCCCGACAAGGGCAGAGGUGGGGGACAGAGACAGAGAAGCGGCGGCAGAGACUGCGCGAGACGGCAGAGUCGCGUGCGAGAGACGGCGGGGGGAGCGUGGGAGCAGGGCCCGGAGCGCCGAUCCCACGGCUCCUCGUUAUAACGUGUCCGGAGGAGGCGGCGGGGAGUUGAAAGCGUCGGGAAGAGAAAUCAAAACCAACACGGAAAUGAGAGGGGCCAAUGGGGGGGCCGGCUCUGCCAUGGACUGUAGCUGCGUCUCCGACCUUCUCUUCGCCCCGCCCGCCCUGCCGGCUCUCUGGACCCCCGGUAACUGGCCCGGAACCCGCAUCCCUUCUCCCAGUCCUCAGACCUGCGGGAAAGGAGAUGCAGGGGGCGCAGAGACAGGGUUUGCCUUCCCGGAUUGGGCCUACAAGCCGGAGUCAUCCCCUGGCUCACGGCAGAUCCAGCUGUGGCACUUUAUCCUGGAGCUGCUGCAGAAGGAGGAGUACCAGGGCGUCAUCGCCUGGCAGGGGGACUACGGGGAGUUCGUCAUCAAGGACCCCGACGAGGUGGCUCGGCUCUGGGGUAUCCGCAAGUGCAAGCCCCACAUGAAUUAUGACAAGCUGAGUCGGGCCCUGCGCUAUUACUACAACAAGCGGAUUCUCCACAAGACCAAGGGCAAGCGGUUCACCUACAAGUUCAAUUUCAGUAAAGUCGUGCUUGUCAACUACCCACUGCUGGACGUUGCAGCAGCUGCCACUGGUUCCCCACUCUUGCUGACCCCAGGCCCCUUUGGGGGCACCCCUGGACCAGAUGCUCCUCCCCUCACCCCCGAGGUGAGUUAGGAUGCGGGGCCCCGAACUGGGGCAUUUGGUGCCUUUCUGGGAGGGGAUGCCACCAGGCUGAGCAGCGCCACCUCCUUCCGCAGACCCUGCAGACUCUGUUCUCUGCCCCACGGCUGGGAGAGCCAGGGGCCCGGACGCCCCUGUUCACCCCCGACACAGACAAACUGCGUCUG
Trichechus manatus latirostris (Florida manatee) is the source of this 1052-nucleotide messenger RNA. It is a transcript of the gene ERFL, whose product is annotated as ETS repressor factor like. NCBI's taxonomy places the organism in Eukaryota, Metazoa, Chordata, Mammalia, Sirenia, Trichechidae. Gene Ontology annotation, cellular component: nucleus. Gene Ontology annotation, biological process: cell differentiation; regulation of transcription by RNA polymerase II. The transcript has 5 exons. The record is from RefSeq and is a predicted model, not a curated record. The coding region runs from base 1 to 879 and encodes 292 amino acids. Gene Ontology annotation, molecular function: DNA-binding transcription factor activity, RNA polymerase II-specific; sequence-specific DNA binding.